Molecule: messenger RNA, 1265 nt
Organism: Physcomitrium patens
Lineage: Eukaryota; Viridiplantae; Streptophyta; Bryopsida; Funariales; Funariaceae
Product: serine/arginine-rich splicing factor SR45a
Molecular function (GO): RNA binding
Source: RefSeq, a predicted model, not a curated record
CUGCGAGGGGACUUCGAGGGUUAACUACAUUAUGCUCCUUGCUUCUCUUCGCCAUCUCCUCCUCCUCCUCCUCCUCCUCUUCUACUUCCUCUAACUCUCUUGCCCUUGACUCCACUCGGUCACGUUUCCACUUCACGCCGGACGACUGUUGCGCGGCUUCUUCCUACUGGCAAAGCGGCGCUUUCUGAUAUCCUGUUGACAUCAUGGACUCUCCUAGAGGACGCAGCAGAACUCCACCUUAUCGUUAUUCGGACUCUCCAUCUCCAAGACGCUCGUCUCGUGGCCGUUCACGGUCCAGAACUCCACCUUCAAGGAGGAACAGGGACAGGUCGGAUGUAAGGGAGGAUGCCACUAAUCCAGGAAACAAUUUAUACGUUACUGGUCUUUCUACUCGAGUAACAGAAAAAGAUUUGGAUGAACAUUUCUCUCGUGAGGGAAAGGUGGUUGAAUGCCGCCUUGUGGUUGAUCCUCGUACUCGGGAAUCUAGGGGUUUCGGCUUCGUAACCAUGGACAACGCAGACGAUGCUGAUCGCUGUGUGAAGUACCUCAAUCGCUCGACACUUGAGGGGCGUAUCAUAACGGUUGAGAAGGCAAAGAGGAAACGAGCUAGGACUCCAACUCCUGGGGAAUAUCUUGGUGUACGAGCUGCCGUGCAAGCUCACUCGCGUGGUUACGGAGGAGACUAUGGAGGACGAAAUGGAGGCAGAGAUAGCUACAGUGAUCGUCGUGCUCCACGGUACUCACCUUACCGAGGUAGAGAUGGUCGGGACAGAGAACGCUCUCCUCGACAUUCUCCAUACCGCGGAUAUCGUCGUGAACGCUCCCGGUCACCGCGCUACUCACCAUACCGUCGUUGAAAAACCUGACGAUGCCUUGGUCACGUGUAUAUCUGUCCCAGGAUUCUUGCGACGAUGAGUUCAGUUCGUUCACUAAAUGAAGUGCAGCGGUUGUGUGUAGCACUCCAUCUUUAUGUGAAGAUGUGUUUUUCAGUUUUAGAAACUUCCUAUUUCCUUUUGAAACGGGAUUGCUUCUGUAGCAGUCCCCCCUUUUUUUUUUUUUUUUUCUUUUCUUUUUUCUUUUCCUGAGGAACGGUAGUUUGUGAUAACGAUCAUUUUGAUGUCUUUGUCGGGCUUGAAUGUGCUUUUGUUAGUGUGAAGUGGGUUUUGCGCAUGAAUGCUACAAUCCUUUUAUUGGAUCAUUUUGUAUGUGGUAGUGAAUGAGUUUGCAGAAAGUAUUGUAAUAUACUAAGACAACUGUUCAAUUUA